AAGAGAGCCAAUCCAUUUCCGUUCCCCCGCGCCCCAAUCCCAGACUAGGGUUUGUUCCGCCCUCAAUCACCGUUCCUCAUGGCUCCCAAGCGCCGCCGCGCGGAUCAGAGCUUGCCGGCGACGGCGCCAGCUCCUCCCCUUCGGACGCCUAAACGUCAGCCGGUGGUCGUCUUUGCCCACGGCGCCGGUGCCCCCUCCUCCUCCGAUUGGAUGGUCCAUUGGAAGGAGAUGGUGCAGGACGCCCUGGAUGCUGUCGAAGUGGUGACCUUUGACUACCCAUAUAUGUCAGGUGGGAAGCGCAGGGCGCCGCCAAAGGCAGAGAAGCUUAUUGAUCAUCACCUGGGCGUCGUGAAGGAUGCUGCCGCCAAGUAUCAGGGACAUCCUCUUAUUUUGAUGGGGAAGUCCAUGGGAUCGAGGGUCAGCUGCAUGGUGGCAAGCUCCGAUGACAUUGAUGUUUCUGCUGUUGUAUGCUUGGGUUACCCUUUGAAGGGAGUGAAUGGAGCAGUGAGAGAUGAGACACUAUUACAGCUGAAGGUUCCAACAAUGUUUGUUCAGGGAAGUAAAGAUGGCUUGUGCCCCUUAGAUAGACUUGAGUCCACUCGCAAGAAGAUGACCUGCAAGAAUGAACUACAUGUUAUUGAUGGUGGUGACCACUCUUUUAAGAUCGGCAAAAAAUACCUAGAGUCUAGAGGGCUAAAUCAACAUGAUGCUGAAAUGGAAGCUGUUAAAGCGAUUUCGCAGUUUGUCCAGAACUCCUUCAGUGAGAUCUGUACCUAGCCAUCUUGUAUAUUUUCCUUAUAACACCUCAUGGUACAAGACCUUAAUCUUUGGCUUCGUAUAAAACUAAUAUGUUAAUGUAAUCCUUUAGUGCAAGAUGCUAGUUCUGAUUUCAGUCUUCAUCCAUUACAUGUUCUUUUGAUGUUACAUGAUCACAUGCUAGAAAUUAUCUAGCAUUUUCAAAUUCACUGAUAUUUCUUUCUUGGCUGGCUAUCUGCAUAUCAUGAAUAUAUCAGUGUUACUGACUGGGACUAUGCUGUUAUUGUUACCCAGGAGUUCGUUUGUCAAUGUAAACUAUUAAAUAUGAAUUCACACAAUUAGGUAACUCAGUAUAGAAGUAUUUGCUUGUUAGAAUUGAGCAGAUAAAUAGUUUAUUCCAUCAUGGAAGUAUUGUGCUGUCGAAAAUGUCAACUCUCUGUUUUGCUCUCUUUGCAGCCUUUGGAACUCAUGGUGUCCUUUCAAUAUUGUUUGUGUUCUUUUGAACUCGUGCUGCUGAGAGUUCAUAUUACAUUGCUCGAAGAAAAAUAUGAUCUAAUAUUCUUUGGUUGGCUAUAUUGUAAUUGUGUGUGUUACUUGAUUCUUAUUACAUCACAAAUGUUAGUUUACUUUAUCCUUGUAAAAGCUCUGCAUCUAUUAUCUUCUUCACUCAUAUGAACUUGGACACUGUCCACUAACUAAGCUGAGGAUUCCUGGUAUGUCAUGCUUUAUUUUGGUGAGCAGCUGGUGUCAGUGUUUCAACUUUAAUCUUAUUAUAUGUUUAUUUAUUCCCAUUCACUGAGUCAAAUCAAUUUCGUGAGUCAGCUUUUUGCUUGCGUUUUGCUUUCCUUGUUGGGCAUUUAAUGCCAUUGCUCACAUUAGAAGGUAGCAGAUAAUUAAGUGCAUGUUAAAGCUACCAAACUGAUCUCUUCUGCAUUUUGCUGAUCAAAAGAUAUCUUGUACAAGGUGACCAGAGAGGCAAUCAGUUGGAUGGAUAAUGCCAUUGGAAUUUUGAAGCUGCUGUCAAGAAGAGAUCCUGCACAGUAUGAACUUAAUAUGAAGACUAUUUCCUUGAGUUCUGAUAGAAAUCUGACCAUGGAUAUUACAUUAUUUUGAUCAACUCAGCUUAAUAGACACAAAAAGUCUUGAGGUUAGGAGUCAAUCGUCAACUUGCAGUUUAUGACAUGUCUCAACUUCUUAGGGCAGCCAAUGAUUGCUAGCUUUUGAAAUGAUCUGGAACCGAUCCACUUUGUCAAUGUGUAUCUUAGAGUAGUUACAUGGAUGGACUCCAGUUUUUAUCUGGAUCCAACUUCUAGAUUUAUUGUGGACAUUAUUUGCAUUCAGCUUAUGGCUGACUAUGGGACGUCCUGACCUCAUGGCUUCUCUGAAUGAUUUCCUAGGACAAUUUAGCUGCAUGAUAUACAACAAACAAAUGAAUAUCCAAAACUCCAAAUGGCACCAUAAUGUUCCCUCACAUGUUAGGUAUACAGCAAUGGCGCUUCUGGGGAAAAGAGGGUAUACUUGUUCCAUGUUAAGGCUUACGUUCUGUCGUGUCUUUACAACCGGUUGCCACUUCCAUAUCAUUUCCCAUAUUGUUUUGCGUCUUGGGUCUUUCCUUGCUUCUGCUGUAAAUACAGUAGACAACCAACUGAAGGAUGCCUGUUGCACACCCAACACAGCUUGGCGACUUCAGGAGAAAAUAGCAACAAGGGGGGAGCCGUACAUCAGCAUGGCAGACAAUACACCAAUACUUCCAACAAAUACCUUGCGUAUGUGGACAUGUGGUGGGUGUGGAUUAUAAAGCAUGAGAUUAAUAUGGUCAUGGCGAAGAUAGCCAGAAACAGAGAUACGAUUAGGAUAACGAGCUUCUGCAAAUUAGUAUAUGCUGAUGAAUGAUAUUUCAAAGAGUACUCCUAUUGAGUUGAGGAAAACUGUCAAGUUCUUCCACCCAGAACUAACAAUUGGAAAACCAUACCAGCUAUAUGUGAGGCAGCUGAACAGAGUCAGGAUAUACGGUAUGCAUGAGAAUUCGCCUACACUAGCCUCCUUGAUUACUCUUUUAAAUGUCAAUCUGGAAAACAAAGUGAAAACAAUACAACAGUAAGUAGUAUGGCAUGCUGUGUUUAUGAUCA
Messenger RNA from Panicum virgatum (switchgrass), 2885 nucleotides. RefSeq names its product KAT8 regulatory NSL complex subunit 3-like. The record is from RefSeq and is a predicted model, not a curated record. The coding region runs from base 79 to 777 and encodes 232 amino acids. Lineage: Eukaryota; Viridiplantae; Streptophyta; Magnoliopsida; Poales; Poaceae. The transcript has 8 exons.